Molecule: messenger RNA, 1716 nt
Organism: Coregonus clupeaformis (lake whitefish)
Lineage: Eukaryota; Metazoa; Chordata; Actinopteri; Salmoniformes; Salmonidae
Product: type 2 phosphatidylinositol 4,5-bisphosphate 4-phosphatase
Exons: 9
Coding region: 204-1106 (300 amino acids)
Biological process (GO): phosphatidylinositol dephosphorylation
Cellular component (GO): plasma membrane; lysosomal membrane; phagocytic vesicle membrane
Molecular function (GO): phosphatidylinositol-4,5-bisphosphate 4-phosphatase activity
Source: RefSeq, a predicted model, not a curated record
UCAGUUGCUCCUAACCCUCCAGUCCCCUUUAGGUCUCUGUAGCUCCACGUCCGAGGGACUGCCCUCGCCGGAGCAGUAGGCUAUCACGGAUUCGCUGGCCGCCCCCCUCCCAAGGAAACACUGGCCAGAGGAGAGGCUCCGCCGCAUCGGCUGUAGUUCUCCUCGUUGUUUUAUUAGUCUGGUUUGGGUGAACUGCAGCCGCCAUGGCCGAUGAAGGCAUGGAUGAACGGUCCCCGCUGCUAUCAGCACCGAACUCCGGGAAUGUCACGCCGUCGGGACUGCCUUCGUACCUGCAGGACACGAGCCCGAGAGCUGAACUACCUCCCCCCUACACAGCCAUCACCAGUCCCGACCCAGGGGGGGUACCCGUCAUCAACUGCUGUGUGUGCCAGUCUCUCAUUAACCUGGAUGGCAAGCUGCAGCAGCACGUGGUGAAGUGUACUGUGUGCAACGAGGCCACGCCCAUCAAAAACCCACCGACUGGGAAGAAGUAUGUACGGUGUCCCUGCAACUGUCUUCUCAUCUGCAAAGACUCAUCUAGGAGGAUAGGAUGUCCCAGACCCAACUGCAGACGCAUCAUCAACCUGAGCCCGGUGAUGGUGAUUCCAGAGGAGCAGCCGGCCCAGCCAGCCCUGCCAGUCCAGCCUGAGGGCACGAGGGUGGUCUGUGGCCACUGUGGAAACGCCUUCCUGGGUAACGAGGACUCUGCCACGGCCCCUUCUGGUCUGGCUCUCCAUGACAACAACACCUCUACAGACCAGGUCCCUAAUGGUGACACCCUACGCCAGCAUCGCAGACAACAAAAAGAGAAGAUGGUGUGGAUGGAGCUCCGAUUUAACACGCUAGCAAAAUGCCCUCACUGCAAAAAAAUAUCGUCUGUGGGUAGUGCUCUUCCAAGGAGGCGUUGUUGUGCCUACAUCACUGUGGGAAUGAUCUGCAUCUUUAUCGGAGUGGGAUUAACAGUGGGCACUCAGGACUUUGCCAGUCGUUACCAUGCCACGUAUGUGUCCUGGGCGUUCUCCUACCUCCUGGGUCUGAUCUGUCUGAUACGAGCUUGUUACUGGGGAGCCAUCAAAGUCAGCUAUCCAGAGAACAGCUUUUCCUAGACAGACAGACAGACAGACAGACAGACAGACAGACAGACAGACAGACAGACAGACAGACAGACAGACACUAGUGGCCAUUGUACUGUAAAUCUCCCUUUUUGUUGUUAAUGUUGUUAUUAUUCAGAUUCUGACAGUUCCAAGGUCAGUCUUAGUCCGGUCACUCCUGGUCCAAGAGAAAACAGAAAUCCAUCCCUGGUUUUGCAAGUAACUCUUAAAUCUUUAAAAAUAUUUAAGAUCAGUAAUUAAGAUAUUAAUUGGUUUGGAUAAAUCAUAGUGUGUGAUUUUAAGUCAUUGAUAUUGAAAUGAAGAAACUUGACUUUGGUAAAUGUGAUGAUUUUCAAAGAAAGCCAGGUGGCUGGAUCGGGUCUCCUGGAUCAGGUCCUGGUACUGACUGACUGGCUGACUGAUGGACAAUGGUAGCCAUUUUACGUACUGCAUUUUCUUACCAACCAGAAUAACUUUUAUUAAGACAUUUUUUGCUACAAUUAUAUGCAAUAAUUCUGUUGGGUUGCUGCUAGUUACCCCAGCUCCGAAAGCUGUUGCUCCCCUCUCUCUAUCUCUUUCUCUCUCUGUCUCUCUCUCUCUCUGUCUCUCUCUCUCUCUCUCUCUC